GUAGACUGUAGUGGGUUACAGUUAAGCAGUGCUAUCUCUUUGAAGGAUGAAACUACUUUUAAUAUUUUUCACACUAUCAAGCAUUAAGGACAUCAGUGCUCAGAUCCAGCAUGUAGAUUUAAGUUUAAGUGGAUGCUCAAGUGGAUCAGCUAAAGAGUAUGUGGCCGAACUUGAUGGAGAAGAAAUAUUGCACACAGAUUUUAAAAGGCAAAUUCUGGUGAAUAAAUUGCCUGAUUUUGCAGAACCUUUUGAGAGAACUUGUGCUUAUAAACAUAGCGUUUUAGAGCAAAAGAUCUGCAAACUCAACCUUGAUCUAGCAGUGAAAGUCUACAAAAACCCUUCAGAAGCUCUGGACAUCCCCCAAAACUCAAUCUAUUCCAAAAGCAAUGUGGAGCUUGAAGCACAGAACACACUCGUCUGUCAUUCAGGAAGUUUUUUCCCUCCUCCUGUCCGCAUCACCUGGACCAGAAAUGGUGUAAAUGUGACAGAUGAAUCCACACUCAGCCAGUUCUAUCCGAAUAAAGACAACACCUACAACCAGUUCUCCCACCUGCACUUCACUCCAAAGGAAGGAGACGUUUACACCUGCACGGUGGAGCACAAGGCCCUGGAGACGCCCGACACCAAGACAUGGGAGGUGGAUGUUGAGCUUCCCAGUGUGGGUCCGGCUGUGUUUUGUGGAGUGGGUCUGGCUGUAGGACUGCUCGGCGUCGUGACUGGAACUUUCUUCCUCAUCAAAGGAAACAGAUGCAACUGACAUUAAAACUCAAAAUACAAAAAAUACACUCUCACAGUAUCAUAUCACAAAUA
Messenger RNA from Clarias gariepinus (North African catfish), 810 nucleotides. RefSeq names its product H-2 class II histocompatibility antigen, I-E alpha chain-like. The record is from RefSeq and is a predicted model, not a curated record. Gene Ontology annotation, biological process: antigen processing and presentation of exogenous peptide antigen via MHC class II; peptide antigen assembly with MHC class II protein complex; positive regulation of T cell activation. Lineage: Eukaryota; Metazoa; Chordata; Actinopteri; Siluriformes; Clariidae. The transcript is spliced from 4 exons. Bases 47 to 757 code for a protein of 236 amino acids. Gene Ontology annotation, cellular component: MHC class II protein complex; membrane. Gene Ontology annotation, molecular function: MHC class II protein complex binding.